Symsagittifera roscoffensis is the source of this 1023-nucleotide messenger RNA. RefSeq names its product peptidyl-prolyl cis-trans isomerase B-like. The transcript is spliced from 5 exons. NCBI's taxonomy places the organism in Eukaryota, Metazoa, Xenacoelomorpha, Acoela, Convolutidae. The record is from RefSeq and is a predicted model, not a curated record. Gene Ontology annotation, biological process: protein peptidyl-prolyl isomerization. Gene Ontology annotation, molecular function: peptidyl-prolyl cis-trans isomerase activity. Bases 126 to 818 code for a protein of 230 amino acids.
UGUUAUGGUGUAUUUGUUAGAAGCGGUUAUCACGAGAGAAAAAGUUUUGUUUGGUCUCUCACUUGAAUCUGAAUCUGAAAUUGCAACUAGUUACUCUUCAUAACAACUAUAAAAUCGUGCAAAAUAUGGGCCAAUUUGCCACAAAUGUUUCGUCGGUGCUCGUCCUCUUGGCUAUGUUGGGCAGCCAAUCAGCGGUGGGCAAAAUGAUGGGCCGAGAAGAUGCAGACGACGACAAGCCAGAGCUGGACGAGGAGGACAAGUGGACGGUGACUAAGACUGUGUACUUUGACUUCACUGUGGAUCUGGAGCCAGCUGGGAGGGUCUCCAUUGCUCUGUUCGGAGAUGCUGCCCCCAACACUGUCAACAACUUUGCAGCACUCGCCAAGGGCAACUACAGGGGCGAUCCUAAGUUCGGCUACAAGGGAACGAAGAUCCACAGGAGUGUGCCGGACUUUGUGAUCCAGGGGGGAGACAUCACAACUGAGGACGGGAGUGGGGGCAAGAGCAUCUACGGACCCUUCUUCAACGACGAACCCUUCUACCACUCCCACGCAGGACCAGGGUACGUGUCCAUGGCGAACAAGGGGGAGAAGGACACCAACAGUUCCCAGUUCUUCAUCAUCAUGCAGAGGACGAGGUGGUUGGACGAGAAACACGUCGUGUUCGGAAAAGUGGUCGAGGGCAUGGAUCUGAUCAAGAAGAUCAACAGUAUGGAGACAAACGAAGUGCAUGCUCCCAAGAAACUCAUCAUAAUCGAGGACUGUGGACUGGUGAAACACGACCCAUACGUCCUACCCGAGAACCAGAGAUACGUCUGAACAAAAGACAGUCCCAAAUAGUGAACUACUAAAUCAAACACAGAAACACACACACCGAAACUGAAUGAAUGUAUUUUGUCGCAAAAAGACAGUUCGCGAUUACCCUUUUCAAUCGGAUAUUACAUAAUUUCACUGAGCAAGACUACUGAUUUGACUGUGAAACAAAACUGGAAUUGACCACUACGAAAUGCAGUUUCAUUUGCGU